Solenopsis invicta (red fire ant) is the source of this 780-nucleotide messenger RNA. RefSeq lists its product as uncharacterized. The record is from RefSeq and is a predicted model, not a curated record. The transcript is spliced from 3 exons. The coding region runs from base 1 to 780 and encodes 259 amino acids. NCBI's taxonomy places the organism in Eukaryota, Metazoa, Arthropoda, Insecta, Hymenoptera, Formicidae.
AUGCUGGGCUUCUUCUCCGCCGACUGUUCGGACCAUUAUUCCGCCGACCGGUCUCCGAAGAAGUCUCCCGAGAUAGUCCUAGGGUCUUGGCCUCUGCCGAGCGUUCUCGGUGGCUACCGCUCUCGCACCCGUCUCUCCUCGCCGAAGCUGGGCUCAAGCGUCUUGGGCUCAGCUUAUAGAUCUUUGAAGCAUGAAAGUACUGGUUUUACUCCUUCUGAAUUAUGUCAAGGUAGAAAGUUAAGGUUACCUUUAGAUCUUCUUCGUGGACGUCCUCCAGAAGAAAAUUCACAAUCGGAGAGAGGAUACGUCUUUAAACUUAGAGAAAAAUUAGUUUCAAUUCGUGAUGUUGUCAGACAGCGUUUGGGAAUCAAAUCUCAAAAAUUGAAGUUGUGGUAUGAUCAAAAAGAUAAGCGUUUGUCUUUCGAACCAGCGGUACAGUUUGUUUUAACGUCCACGUUUUUUACCUUUAAUAAUAAGAUAUACAAACAAACGUUCGGUGUCCCUAUGGGCUCACCCUUGUCACCGGUAAUUGCAGACAUAGUGAUGCAAGAUCUGGAGUCCAAGGUUCUGAAUAACAUAAAUGUGAUUCUACCAUUUUACGUACGCUACGUGGACGAUAUCGCUUUGGCAGCACCCACCGAAGUGGUUGAUAAUAUCCUAAAUGAAUUUAACGGAUACCAUAACCGCUUACAGUUCACUAUCGAACGUGAAACGAAUCGCAGCCUCAAUUUUUUAGAUACCGUAAUUAAAGUCGACAACAACACCCUACAUAGUGACUGA